Penicillium chermesinum is the source of this 1005-nucleotide messenger RNA. Its product is annotated as putative nicotinamide N-methyltransferase. Bases 1 to 1005 code for a protein of 334 amino acids. Gene Ontology annotation, molecular function: protein-lysine N-methyltransferase activity. The record is from RefSeq and is a predicted model, not a curated record. NCBI's taxonomy places the organism in Eukaryota, Fungi, Ascomycota, Eurotiomycetes, Eurotiales, Aspergillaceae. Gene Ontology annotation, biological process: peptidyl-lysine dimethylation. The transcript is spliced from 3 exons.
AUGCUUCAUGCCCGCCUGCGGCCUCUGCCCCGCCGCAAUCCCACGCCUAUAGAAGCUGCUCCCGCACCCGAUUUCCAGGAGGACACAGACCCUGACGGCGAAGAAGACCCCGAAGACCUCUUCAGUGCGUUUUUGCCAUAUCUUUUUCCCGACGAUGCCCCGGCUUUCCAUGGCGAUCCCGGGCAGCAUCUUGCCUAUGCCUCUCCGCGCUAUGGCGAUCUCGAGAUCAUGGUCCCCUCGUACCCGGCCCAGAGCGACAAGCACUCGGAGGAGAUUGCUGCGGGGCUAGAAAAGAAGGACGGCGAAGUCAACCAAGUGGAGGAGGGGCGCCGCUUGUUUGCGCAUUUUUUGUGGAGUGCUGCUAUGGUCGUUGCGGAGGGUGUGGAGGAUGCUGACUUCCCCGCAUCCGAGGUGGCGUCCGCUUCAGACGCGAAGAAGGAGGCCCGUGGGAUCUGGAAUGUGGAGGGCGAGACUGUACUGGAGCUUGGUGCUGGCGCCGCUCUUCCGUCUCUCAUCUGUGCCUUGGGAAAUGCCUCGAGGGUUACGGCCACUGACCAUCCAUCCUCGCCCGCCCUGGCCGGCGCAAUCCAAUUUAACAUGGAACAUAACCUACGCAACCGAUCCUCAUCGACCAAUGUGACAAUUGAGCCUCACGAAUGGGGGGAGAAUAAGGGUGCUUUCACCCGUAUAGUAGCCGCGGACUGCUUCUGGAUGCGCUCGCAGCACGAAAAUCUUGCCCGCACAAUGCAAUGGUUCCUCGCCCCAGGCGGGAAAGUAUGGGUCGUGGUCGGGUUCCACACAGGGCGCCCUAUUGUCGCGGGAUUUUUCGAGAUCGCGCUGGCGAAUGGCUUCGAAAUUGAGCUCAUCUUCGAACGAGAUCUGGUCUCGCGGACGGAGGACGAUCAAGAGGUCAGAAGGGCUUGGAUGCCUCAUCGUGAAGGCGAGGGCCCUGAAAAUCGCAAACGCUGGUGUGUAAUUUCAGUUUUGAAGCGGAAAGGAGAAUAG